AUGGUCAAACCAGGAAAGGCUGGUUUUCAAACUUCGGCAGCCCGGGGAUCCAUUUUGAAAUUCAAAAACAUAUACAGAUAUGGCGGCGAUUGAAAUCCCUCGCAAUCCUUGUCCAUUUUGUGUUUAUUGAAGUAGUUUUUGGGCUAUUGCUUAUAUUAACAUUAUUUAGCACUCAUUUAGCUAAUAAUUUUUAUGAAUGUUGGAAGGAGGUUGGCUCAAUGGCUGAUGGCAACAGUGAUGUGGAAUGGUGUUUCUCUCAAGUCAAAGGAACCGUAGAAGAAGAAGUUACCGAAGCUGACAUCAUUUCAACUGUCGAGUUUAAUCACGAUGGUGAGUUGUUAGCAACUGGAGACAAAGGUGGAAGAAUUGUGAUUUUUCAAAGAGAGAAUGCACCAAAGGGUUCACCUAGGUAUGGUGAAUACACAGUCUACAGCACUUUUCAAAGCCAUGAACCAGAAUUUGACUAUUUAAAAAGCCUGGAAAUUGAGGAGAAGAUUAAUCAAAUUAAAUGGCUUCGUCGAAAAAAUCAAGCCCAUUUUCUUCUUUCAACGAAUGACAAAACUGUCAAACUUUGGAAAAUUUCUGAACGAUGUACUAGAGCAGAAGGAUUUAAUCUUUGUGAUGAGCGAGGCAUGGGAAUAUCAUCACCAAAACUAACAGAGUUGAAGGUGCCAGUUUUGAGGCCUUCAGAGUUGACUGUUGAAGCAAGUCCAAGAAAGAUAUUUGCUAACGCUCACACCUACCACAUUAACUCAAUAUCUAUAAAUAGUGACGAUGAAACUUAUCUGUCCGCCGAUGAUCUUAGAAUUAAUUUGUGGCAUUAUGGAAUUACCAAUCAAAGUUUUAAUAUUGUUGAUAUCAAACCUGCAAAUAUGGAGGAACUCACAGAGGUGAUAAAGGCUGAGUUCCAUCCCCUAGAAUGUAAUAUUUUUGCCUAUAGUAGCAGCAAGGGUACUGUUCGUCUAUGUGAUAUGAGAACAGCAGCACUCUGUGAUCGACAUUCAAAAUUGUUUGAACAACCAGAAGAUCCUGCAAGCAAAUCAUUUUUCUCUGAAAUAAUAUCAUCUAUAUCUGAUGUAAGAUUUUGUCACAGUGGAAGAUACAUGCUGACUCGUGAUUAUCUCACUGUCAAAGUUUGGGAUCUCAAUAUGGAGAAGACACCCGUUGAUGUUUUUAAUGUUCAUGAUUAUCUCAAGACUAAAUUGUGUUCACUUUAUGAAAAUGAUUGCAUUUUUGACAAAUUUGAAUGUUCAUGGAGUGGAAAUGACAAAUCCAUUAUGACAGGCUCCUACAACAACUUCUUUCAUGUAUUUAAUCGUGAAACAAAAGAAGAUAUGUGCUUUGAAGCAUCAAGAGAAGGUGCAAAACCAAAGCAAGCUUUGGAAUUGAAAAAAGUUGCUACAUCAGGAAAACGAAAGAAAGAUGAAAUUACUUUAGAAUGUUUAGACUUUAACAAAAAAAUUUUACACACAGCUUGGCAUCCUCUGGACAACAUUACUGCAGUUGCAGCAACAAAUAACUUGUAUCUUUUUCAAGGUCGACCAAAACAACAUUGACCUAUUGUUAUAAAUGUGACUAUUGAAAUCAUACAAUCUAGAUCAUUUUUCUGGUGCAGAAUUUAGCACCCUAAAUAAACCAAUAUAGUUUUGGUUUUGUUGUAA
Messenger RNA from Xenia sp. Carnegie-2017, 1661 nucleotides. RefSeq names its product serine/threonine-protein phosphatase 2A 55 kDa regulatory subunit B delta isoform-like. Gene Ontology annotation, cellular component: protein phosphatase type 2A complex; cytosol. Gene Ontology annotation, biological process: peptidyl-serine dephosphorylation. The record is from RefSeq and is a predicted model, not a curated record. Gene Ontology annotation, molecular function: protein phosphatase regulator activity; protein binding. NCBI's taxonomy places the organism in Eukaryota, Metazoa, Cnidaria, Anthozoa, Malacalcyonacea, Xeniidae.